Trichoplax adhaerens is the source of this 1251-nucleotide messenger RNA. RefSeq lists its product as uncharacterized. The transcript has 10 exons. Gene Ontology annotation, molecular function: oxidoreductase activity, acting on paired donors, with incorporation or reduction of molecular oxygen; steroid hydroxylase activity; heme binding. The annotation marks the transcript as partial. The record is from RefSeq and is a predicted model, not a curated record. NCBI's taxonomy places the organism in Eukaryota, Metazoa, Placozoa, Uniplacotomia, Trichoplacea, Trichoplacidae.
UUGUUUAUGGGCGUGAGGGGUCGCUAUCUGUUAACUGAUCCAGAUAUUAUUAAAGAAAUCACCGUGAAACAAUUUUCAAAUUUUCUGAAUCGAUCGAUUACGUUCAAUACAGGAUUUCGGUUUGAUCUUGGCUUAUUAAUAUUACGUGAUGAUCACUGGAAGAAAGUGCGCAACAUCUUGACUCCUAAUUUUACCUCGAACAAGAUGAAAAAUAUGAGGCCAUUGUUGGAUGAUUCUACUAGGAUUUUAAUGCAGAAACUAGAUGAAGCUACUAAAACAGGAGAACCAGUGAAUAUCUGGGAGUGGUUUGGAACUUACACCAUGCAAAUUAUUAUGGCGACGGCUUUUGGUACUGACGUAGAUUCUCAAACUAAUUCAGAUAAUAUCCUAAAUAAGCGUGCUAGUCAGAGUUUGCACCUAAGUCCGUUUGCAGUUAUAUCAGCGGUAUUUUUGCCUGCACUAUUUCCACUAAUGGUCAGAUUGGAUCGUUCAUUUAUUAAUGGUAUGGGGUUCAUAGAUAACUUUGCGGAUAAAGUGUUAUCCAUGCGAAAAAAAGAAGUAGAUUCGAAACGUCAGGAUAUAAUGCAAAUCAUGAUUGAUGCUUCUGAUGAGAGUAAAAAAGGUUCCUUGACCCAUGAUGAAGCUGUUGGGCAGAUCAUUACUGUAUUGUUGGCUGGCUAUGAAACGACUAAUAACGCUUUAGGGUAUAUUGCGUACCUGCUAGCAUUGCAUCCAGAAGUUCAAGAUAAGCUAAUAAAUGAAAUCGAAAGUGCAUACAAUUCAACGGAAAUUGAUUACGAUAUUAUUAUGUAUAAGAUGGCGUAUCUGGAUAUGGUGAUAUCAGAAAGCCUAAGAUUAUAUCCGCCAGUGAUGUCAAUCGGACGAGAAAUUAAAGAAGAUUGCGUUAUAAAAGGAGUAAAAUUUUUGAAAGGUUUGACCAUUGGUAUACCUGCUUAUGCAAUGCAUAGAGAUCCAGAAUUUUGGGAAGAGCCUGAGAAAUUUGAUCCUGAAAGAUUUUCAGAAGAGAGAAAGAAUAGCAUAAAUACAUAUGCAUAUUUGCCAUUCGGUAUUGGUCCACGAGCCUGCAUUGGUUCUAGAUUUGCUUUAAUGGAAAUAAAACUAUGUUUAGUCAAAGUUUUGAUGGCAUAUCGCUUUGUUACUUGUCCUGAAACACAGAUUCCUUUGCAGGUCAAAUCUGCAGGAUCGCUAUCCCCACAAAAUGGCAUUUAUCUCAAGAUUGAAAAAAGAUAA